Salvia miltiorrhiza (redroot sage) is the source of this 864-nucleotide messenger RNA. RefSeq lists its product as uncharacterized. The transcript has 2 exons. The coding region runs from base 279 to 686 and encodes 135 amino acids. The record is from RefSeq and is a predicted model, not a curated record. NCBI's taxonomy places the organism in Eukaryota, Viridiplantae, Streptophyta, Magnoliopsida, Lamiales, Lamiaceae.
CAAAACGUGCACAGCGUUUAAAUGUUCUAAUAAACCCCUUUUUCUCAUUUUCUUUCUAUUUUUCUUCUUCUUCUUCUUCUUCGUUUCAGUUGGCAGUGCAGAGAGCUCUGACAGUGGCGUUCCCUUUUCUCAUCCUCCCAGGCCCAUUUGCUGCUUUUGAUUUGAAGAGGAUUCUACCAUUGGACUUCUUAAAUUGCUAUGAUCCAGGCCUUCUUCGCUAUUCUGGAAGGCAACUGGAACCUUAUUCUUCCCUCAUUUGGAAUGUUCUAAAGUCAAGUAUGUCUGGUGACCGGACUUUCGUAGAUGGGGACGCUUCUUCUGGGUCUGGCGAGGAAGCAAACAUGUUAGAUGGCCACAAUAAACACCAUACUGUGAUUCCUCAUUCAGGGCGGCACAAGAGAAGUCGUAAGGCAACGGGUGAUGCUAUUGUAGAUGCUAUGUUGGAGAUAGCUGCAGCCUCAAAGAUGAGAGCUGCUGCAAUCAUGAGAAAUGAGGAGCGUUUUACCAUAAGCAAAUGCAUAAGAAUAUUGGACGAGAUGCAAGGUGUUGAUCAAACAGUAUACUUUUAUGCUUUGGAUUUAUUUGAAAAUCCCUCAGCAAGAGAAACUUUCAUAUCUCUUAAAAGCGAGAGGCGAUUAGCAUGGAUGCAAGGGAAGUUUAGAGCAUCCACAAGUUCAGCAACCUGAGGAGGUUGAUUUUUAUUUUCAACUUUUUUCUUUUCUGCACAUUUUUGCAAUCGGGUAUAUUCUCUAAAUAUAUGUAUACCAACUCUAGCAUUGUUUUUCUGAAUGUGGCCCCUGUACUUAGCUUGAUUUUGUGGUCGAAUGUGCUAUGGGAAAUGCUUUAUGGUUUAUUCAUUUUUCA